This is a messenger RNA of Varroa destructor (honeybee mite), 6765 nucleotides long. It is a transcript of the gene Marf, whose product is annotated as Mitochondrial assembly regulatory factor. Gene Ontology annotation, molecular function: GTP binding; GTPase activity. The record is from RefSeq and is a predicted model, not a curated record. NCBI's taxonomy places the organism in Eukaryota, Metazoa, Arthropoda, Arachnida, Mesostigmata, Varroidae. Gene Ontology annotation, cellular component: mitochondrial outer membrane. Gene Ontology annotation, biological process: mitochondrial fusion; mitochondrion localization.
AUUGAGAUUUGACCGUAUCCCUAAAAAAAGUCCGUACUAAAUACCGGCUGUUAUGUCCACCUUAUUCGAUCUAUCUGACCCGCAGUCGUUGCAUAAAACUAAUAUAGAUGUAAAUAGAUCACGUUAAAUUUCCGCGCGCCACCUAACAAACAACGGUAGCAGCUGCAGCGGAAAUGGUCGGUGCGUUCUAACGGAGACGACAGUCGGUCCUUUCAUCUUGCUCUUGAGUGCCCUUGAUUUUAGAACGUUUAUUUGGACUAAGUAACAGCUACUCAAACACUUAACGCUAAUCGGCUACAGUGUAUUUGAAUCUGGACAAUAUGGUGACGGAUUCGGUGUUAGCGAAACCGUUGUGCUUGCAUGUUCCCUGCUGUGUUCAGAAUUGAGUGCCCGUGUGUUUAGGCACUCUGAACCGGGAAGGACUAAAAUUCCAAGAGAUCAUCAGAUUCAAUAAGGUUUAUCGGAUAACAAAGCUAUCUCAUUCAACACAAGUACGGCAACAGGUGUUUCGAGACGGCAGUCGUUGAAUAAGCGAAUGUCAGGCUCUAUUCAAAGAAUGAUCCAACAAAGCUUCGGAGGGGGCGAUUCACACAAUGGCACAAGUCCAAAGGCUGGCGGGACAAUGCGGGAGACCAUGUCUCCACUUAAACUAUUUGUUAAGGCCAAGAAACACAUUAAUGCUGGCUUCUGUGAUAUCGCGAGGUAUGUCACUGAUGGGCAGGAGUUCUUAAAGGCACUUAACAAUGACCUAGGGAUUAUUAACGCAGAUGAUAAAGCCCUCGUCGGAAGCUUCAUCGAAAAAGUCCGAGGCAUCAGAGAUGUUCUGGCUAGAGAUCACAUGAAAUGUGUCUUCUUUGGACGGACAAGCAACGGAAAAAGUACUGUGAUCAAUGCCAUGCUCCAGGACAAAAUUCUUCCUUCCGGACUUGGUCAUACUACCAACUGUUUCCUUCAGGUUGAGGGUAGCAAAUCAAAUGAUUCGUAUCUGACCACGGAAGCUUCCACUGUUCGACAAAGUGUGAAGUCCGUUCAGCAGUUGGCAAAUGCUCUCAACGGGGAAUCCCUAGAUCACAAUGCCCUUGUUCGUAUUUAUUGGCCACCAGACCGGUGCAAUCUGUUGCGGGACGAUGUAGUCCUUCUCGACUCUCCCGGCGUCGACGUAUCUCCGAAUGUUGACGACUGGAUUGACAAGUACUGCCUUGACGCUGAUGUUUUCGUCAUUGUGGCCAACGCGGAAAGCACGCUGACAACAACGGAAAAAAAAUUUUUCCACAAAGUGUCAGAAAAGCUGUCUACGCCAAACGUGUUUAUUCUUAACAAUCGAUGGGAUGCCUCGGCCAACGAGCCUGAGAGUAUGGAGAUGGUUCGCAAGCAACACCUUGAAAGAAAUAUUGCCUUUCUAGUUGACGAACUGAAGGUGUACUCGACCCGAGCAAAGGCCGAAGAGCGGGUUUUCUUCAUAUCUGCAAGAGAAGUUCUGGAUACGCGAAUUCGUAAGCUUAAAGGCGACGGCCAGUCAGCAGUAUAUGUGGAAGGCUACCAAGCUCGUUAUUUCGAGUUUGAGGAUUUCGAACGCAAGUUCGAGAAAUGCCUAUCAGAGACUGCCGUAAAGACCAAGUUCCAGCAACACUGCGAGCGUGGCUACGAGAUUGUGCAAAGUGUCUAUAACGUCAUGAACAAGGCAUACGAGGGCGCUGCAAGGCUGAAAAAGGACAAACAGCAAGAGCGUGAUGAGCAUUCAGAAAAAUUAGAGCAUACGAAGCAACAGAUGGCAAUCCUCACUGAAGAAACGAAACAUCGCAUCGAGCAGCUUGUUGAACAGGUGGAGUGCCAAGUGACCCAGGCUCUCUCCGAGGAGAUUCGCAAGCUGAACGUGCUCGUCACAGAAUACGAACGACCGUUUCACCAUGAUCCGGCGUUGUUAAACCUCUACAAGAAAGAACUACAUUCGUAUGUCGAAAAGGGCCUUGGCUCGAAUCUCAAGGCACGUCUCAACGUGCAGCUGCAAUGUUCAGUCGAGACGUCGCAGAAGGAUAUGGUGUCCCGGCUCGCUACACUUAUCCCCGAUCAACUGCAGUCGCAAAUGCAGAAUGCCUUGCCACGGAAUCACUUCGAGCCGUUAUACCGCCUCAAUUGUGAGUCUCUCUGCGGGGAUUUUCAAGAAGACCUCGAGUUUCGGUUCUCGCUCGGCUUGACGGCACUGAUCAACCGCUUUCUAGGUCCACGCCGCGCAAAUCAUCCACUGCUAGGUCAGAGUCCAGUGCCGCGACCGCUUUCGGCCGGUGCGUUGACUCCUAGCGAACGGGCUUUUGGCACUGAGAUGCCGCUAACGCCGCUUAGCAUGCCCGCCGAAGACUACCUGGCUGUUAUCUCGAAGAUCGCUUUGCUGUCACCAACAAGUCAGACUGCGGUCGGCAUUUUCGCUAUUGCAGGACUGGUUGUGCGCACUGUGGGGUGGCGCCCCAUUAUCGUCUCAUUAGGUGCAUAUUGUUUGGUCUAUGCAUACGAGCGUAUGACGUGGACGAAUAAAGCGAAAGAAAAAGCCUUCAAGAAACAGUACGUCCGUCACGCUUCCAGCAAGCUGAAGCUUAUCGUUGAACUCACGUCGUCGAACUGCAGUCACCAGGUGCAGCAAGAGUUGUCGGGGACAUUUGCAAGAUUGGGCCAUUUAGUUGACGAAGUGGUUACAGACAUCGAAGCAGAUAUCAGCCGCCUGGACGGAUGUAUCGCCGAAGCUGAGGAAGCGGAGGACCAAGCGCGUCUUCUGAAGAACCAAGCCAACUUUCUGCGAGCUACACUGGACAAAUUUAGCGAAGAAUAUCUUCGUCAAGAUGAGUAGUAGAAUCCCGAACAAGACGCACAUACAACGACAACGGUAGAUUAGGUUGGCGAUGGGAAUGCAACAGAAAAGAACUACAGUUUGGCUACGACCUUCACCAAAAAUUCUCUGAUGACCUGGAACAUUGGAACUGAAGAUUGGAAUAAGGGCAACGGCAUUUUGAGAAGCAACCAUGGCGCAAAUACCUGUUCCUACUAGGAGUAACAGUUACUGCUAGAAGUGAUAUGCUGCGUGACAAUGGAAAGUACACGAUUGGAAAACGAAGAAUUUAUCCUUUUUUAAGCAGGUGACAGCUACUUGGCUCGAAUCUUCGAAAGUCGAAGCUCGUGCACGCAUAAAAAACAGCUUGAAAAAACGACUGAGUAAAAGUUUAGCUCUCUUAAUUUGAUACGAAAGAAUGACGCAUGCCCAAUUGCGGAAAUGAGAAGGCGGGUCGCCACGGAAAUUGUAGAUAGCAACCAGAGUGGAUUCUACCCCUCGAUAGGCGGGAAUUAAAUAUAGAUAAUAUUAGGCAUAAGUCUAAUUUACAGUUAUUGAAUGGUGGGAGCUGAGAACGAAUGGUGUAGAGCCUCUUUGCAGUGUUAACGUCAUUUGUAAUAAAUAUUAUAUGGAUAUAUGUAUUCUGACUUUAGACAAUGAUGACAAUUCAGUUACAGGCCCAAGAGUUCGGCAACACCUAUUAGUGAGAAUUCAUAUGUUACUGUCAAUAGAAUACUUUCCAUCUUUUCUAUAGGUAGAAUUAGAAGACCACCUAAACCAACUGAAAAACGUGUAUACAAAUUGGAUUUUUUCCUCAACAAAACGUAAUGAUUACCGCUUAUGAUAGAUGGCAGGUUUCAUUUAAUAACUACUAUAUAGUUAGGCAAGGAACAUAUUUCGUCUAGUUCUUAACGACUAAAUUGAUGAGCUUCUUCAAUUUCCAGAAAGCAAAUUUCAUAAUUUAAUAAAGCGUAACGACGCAAUCGACCAUUUAGAAUCGAAAACCAAACAAAUUAGCUGUGCACUCCACGCCAGAAAAAAAUAGUACACAUUUUAACUACAUCGCUAAUGAAAAAGCGCACAUUUGGCGUGAAUGCACAAAUACCCACAAGGCAUAAAUACAGUUUUGAGGACUUAACUUAGUAAUUUUUCAACUCAUUAUCUAGAAUUAGCACGCUGGACUAUUUUUAUUCUGUUGUACUAAGAAAGCUUUAUUAAUGGGAAUGUAGGAAGUACCAACUGAAUUUAAGGUCAUCUACAUUUUACAUGCAUGCAUUUAUCAUAACGUUUGAAAGACAACGGUCAUCGGGUGCUCUUUUUUUCACUCGAUAUUGAUUGGGGUCUAUUGUUAAUUUUUUAUUGUUAAUCAUGAUCCAUUAUAUUUAAAAACAAGUAUUAUAGGAAACUGAAUCGCAAUAUUAGGUAUUAUUGUUAGUUGACGAUUAGCUUUUCGUAAGCGCGGUUUUAAUAAGGACAUACUUUACCACAGACAAACUUUCAUAUUUGAUGGAUUCGGUAUCCUAUUAGUCAACUGUAAAAUGUGUUCGGCUGUUUACGACAGAUGGCGAUAGAUCUUUCAAAAUUUUUAGUGCAUCUAGUGAACGCACAUUUUGCUGACAAAAAAAGAAACAUUUUGCUAUGUUUCUUUUUUUUUUUUGUCAAGUGCUAAAGCGGUCGCUGCAGAGUUUUUGCUCGUGCCGUUCCUGACAUAGUGGUUAUCACCCUAUAUAAAUUCAUUUUCUUGCGAGCACAACUUUUGCUAUUAAGGACACGAUAUGCAUAAAUUUUCAAGUGUAUACAACUGCAACAAAGCGGUAUUCUCGUGUUCGCAGAGUUAGCUCUAUUCAACAGUAGUACAAAAUUAUCGUCGUCUUACUAGAAAAAUGAUUACGGUCAAAAAAUUUGGUUACUCAGGUAAGUUUUUCGGGCCUGUUUCAAUCACUUCUUAGACUGUUACACCAGGUCUCUUAAUCGGGAACUUUCAAUCGAGACCUUUUCAUAGUUUGGUUGAAUUUCUAAUUGCUAAUCCUAGCUAAUUAAAGAUCAAUAUUAUUUGUAUGUUUGGCGCUUCUAUUUAAUGGCUAAAACAGCCUUGAACCGGCCCAUCGAGGCUUAUAGGUUCGACACUGAAUGACUAUGACAAAAACCCAGAGAUUAUCCAGUCAUUUCUCGGACAACUCCUGCUACUCGUUUCAUUCCUUUUCCGCGCUCACGCUCUUGUGAAAGGCGAAAAUUAGUCUUUUUUAGCAAAGAAAAUAGAAAAGACUCUAAGGAUCCAUAAGAAUACCGUCAUGUAACCUUUCCAUUUUAGGCGCUCUUACUACCACUGAUACUUUACAUUGCAUUUUCUACGGAAAAAACGUCGUACGAGACGGAGCGUAGCGCAGCAUGCCAACCAUUAAGUUGCCCCUUCCUUUAUCUUACGCAAUGCAACGCUAGCGCGUCUUACGUUGGUCGAAGUCGGAUGUAGUUGUGUAGGAGUAAUACUCUACCGUUUUGAGAAAGGGACAGUUUGGCUUUGGCAACACCCUCAGCGAGGUUUGCGGCCUUCGUCUAACAGUCUUUUUUUUUUCUACUGUCCAAUUUGUCUCAUCUCCUCGACUUAACUUUACGGUAAUAAUAGAAAUAUUGAAUAAUCUUCUUAUUGUUAAGUUGUCGACAAUCAGGUCAUUAAUAAAUUUAAAUGUAAAAAGUUUGUAAUAGUUGAGUGCGUGUUUGUUUUAGACUUGACGUCGUCUUUUGCUGCCGUUAUAAAUAUAUAUAUAUAUAUAGUUAAUUUGAUAACGGUUCCGGUGAUUACUUAGCCACGACAGACAGGCAGCAUUCUACAAAAGAAGCCCUUACGACUUGUCAUCGAUAUCAUAGUUGCUAGGUUGUCAUUAUAGUAGUAUAGCCAUCAUGACUAUUUUUCUAACUGUAUUAACCCAUCGGACUUUAUCAUCGUGUAACAUGUUUCGUUUACGCCUUUUUGCCAAAUCUUAAGUGGAGACAAGUUUUAAUUGCAUUAAACAAGCCCUUGUAAAUGUUAAAAUUUCUUUUGACUGCGGUAUUGUUGAUUAGAAUAGAAAGUUUGCAUAUGCUAACAGUGGAGUUGCAAAAAUAACAUUAAACAUAGCUAAAUCGAGGCUUGCUCAGCUUUUGGUUGUAUGCAGAUCUUCUGCCCGGCCGGCGAUUGGCGAUUUCCUUAAGAUCCUUUACUUUAGUCUGCUUGUUGUCACUUAACCUAUAAUCUCAAAAUAAUGAAAUCCGAUGAAUUUGCCGUAACUCAUUAUCUCCGUAAAGCCAUGUCAUAUCUUAUACAUUGCAAUGAAUGCGACGUUUGUAAUUAGGCCGAAACAACUUGGAAUUAUUGUUAGUUAUGUUGUUUAUAGGUACAUACAAAUUGCAGUACCACUCCGCGGCAUGCGUAGCUAUGCGGCCUUACGUAAUGCAAACAAAAAACGAGACGUUUCAUGUCAACCAUUUAGCAAUACACGGCCUUUCCUAGAGUUCCUUAAAACUUAUUGCUACUAUUAUAAAGUAAGGUUUAGGUGGGCGGAAGAUGGUAAAUGUUUCCCACUAUUUUUCUAGCUAUUACUUCUGUUACUUAACAUGCGUAUUAAUCUAAACAUGAUUUAUAUAUCCCCACUCUUUCCUUUUUAUAUAUCCAUCAUUACAACAAGAAAUGAUCAUCAUCACCCAUGCUACAUAUAUCAUUACGUGGUCUCCUGUACGGCAAAGAUUAUUGUGAUGGAUGUUUUCCCGAUCAUCAUCAUAGCUAUCCCUUUAGCAAUAAAAUGUCCUAAUUAACAGCAUCUCUUCAGUAACCCUUGCCGUACUAAUCAACUAUCGUUUCAUUCCGGAUUUGUCAUCACGGAAAAUAUCGAUUGCAGUACAGUCAAUACACACGACCAAAUAUAUAUAGAUAUUCUGGAUAUAUGUAUCUUUUUAGUUUAUAGCAAUGAUAA